Messenger RNA from Armigeres subalbatus, 4071 nucleotides. RefSeq lists its product as uncharacterized. Gene Ontology annotation, molecular function: nucleic acid binding; zinc ion binding. Bases 1 to 4071 code for a protein of 1356 amino acids. The transcript is spliced from 3 exons. The record is from RefSeq and is a predicted model, not a curated record. NCBI's taxonomy places the organism in Eukaryota, Metazoa, Arthropoda, Insecta, Diptera, Culicidae.
AUGGUGAAACCCGAUUUGAGAAAGCUAACGAAGAAGGAAAGGCAGUUGCGAGACAUGGUGGAGUCCAUUGGAGAGUUUGUACAAGGGUACAAUGAAGCUCGCGAUAAAGGUUCCGUAUCCGCAAGGCUUAGUAAGUUGGAUGAAGUGAACACUUUCAAAAACCUGAUUGUCGACAAUCCACGCUUGAACGAUAUCGAUCGGUUCACCUACCUUCGCACGUCGUUGGCCGAAGAAGCGCUACAGCAAAUCGCUUCGAUUGACAUCACUGUGGCCAACUAUUCCGUAGCGUAUUCGAAAGCACUUGAGUCACGUUACGAAAACAAAAAGUUGCUGGUAAAAUCCCACCUAGACGCUUUGUUCGCGAUAAAUCCUAUGAAGAAGGAGUCGUUCGAAGCGCUAAACCAUGUUAUUGGCGAAUUUGAAAAACAUCUUCAGAUGCUAGAGAAACUCGAGGAGCCCACCAAAGACUGGAGCACACUUUUGGCUCAUAUGCUCGCAGGCAAAUUAGAUUCCAUAACGUUGCGCUUGUGGGAAACGGAGCAUCGUUCUACGGAUGUUCCCAAGUUCGAAGACAUGAUGCAGUUUCUGUCAAGCCAUUGCACAGUUUUGCGAUCGAUUUCGGGUGAAACUCACGUACCAAUGGAGGUGAAGAAACAUCUGAAGGUGAGCAGCAGUUACCCGGUUCAGCAGCAGUCGUGUUUUAUCUGCAACGACGGGCAACAUUGGCCCUAUCAAUGCAAGAGGUUCAAAGGAAUGCGAGUCGACGAACGAAGAAACGUUGUGAAGAAUAGUGAUUUGUGCUUCAAUUGUCUUUCUCGUGGUCAUGCUGCCAAGUUUUGCUCGCGAGGUACGUGUCGUGUUUGUGGACAGCGACAUCAUUCAUUGUUGCACCUGAACACCAGUGAACAGCAAGCUCCGCAACCGAACAAGCGCUUCCAACAAAUUUCGCAGAACCCACAUUCAAAUCAGAUGACAUCAACCUCACAACAGAGAAAGCCAACUCAAUCUAAUCCUCAGCAAUCCACUAACCAAUCUUCCAAAUCCCCCAUUCCUAUUGCCAAUCCAAGCAUGCUAUGUCAAUCGUCACCCACACCAGACACUCCCAAUAUUGUACUAGCCGCUCAAGAAACCAAGGCGUCACGAUCAGUUCUUCUCGCAACGGCGAUCGUGAUCCUUGAGGAUCAAUUUGGAAACACCAUGCAAGCUAGAGCACUACUUGACAGUGGCUCUCAGCUCUGCUUCAUAUCAGAACGAGCAUCACAGUGCCUGAAGUUCAAGCGAUCUCGUGAGGCACUUUCUGUUAGUGGUAUCGGCCAAGCCGCUAAGAAGUGUAAGCAGUCAAUCUUUGCUCGGGUUCGUUCACGUCUUUCGUCGUUCACUGGGGAGGAUAAUUUCUACGUUCUACCUCAAGUUACACUGAAUCUUCCUAUCCGGAGGAUUGAUUCCACCAAAUUACAGCUUCCGGUAGACAUCGCCCUCGCAGAUCCGAUGUUUACGGAGCCUGGUUGCGUGGAUGUGAUUAUCGGAGCAAGUCUGUUCUUCGACCUGCUUCACAAGGAGAAAAUCAAAUUAGGAGAUGACGGGCCUAUCGUACAAAAUACAUCACUCGGCUGGAUUGUAUGCGGAAACCUUCCUGCCGAGACAGACGUGUGCAGACCGCACAUUGUCAACACGUGUACGGAGAAGCUCGACGAUCUACUCACACGAUUCUGGGAGCUGGAGUCGUGUAAAACGGACAGUGUGCUAUCGCUGGAGGAAUACGCCUGUGAGAAGCUGUUCGAUCGCACAACAGUGCGUGAUGCAAGUGGCCGUUUCAUUGUCACGCUUCCAAAGAAGGAGUACCUAAUCCGUCAGCUCGGAGAUUCACGAUCUACGGCGAUGCGACGAUUCCUCUCCCUGGAGCGUCGUCUGGAUACAAACCCGCAGCUGAAGCUGCAAUACAGUGAAUUUAUUCACGAAUACCUCCACAUGGGUCACAUGGAGGAGGUAAUUGGGGAUGAAGAAGAUGCUGCUUUACCACAGUAUUUUAUCCCACAUCACUGCGUCAUCAAACCCGAUAGUACGACUACGAAACUUAGGGUGGUGUUUGACGCAUCGUGCGCUACAUCGACUGGAGUCUCCCUCAACAAUGCCUUGAUGGUGGGACCGACGGUUCAGGACGACAUCAUUUCAAUCGUCCUUCGCUUCCGAUUCCAUCGAAUUGCCAUCGUAGCGGAUGCCGAAAAAAUGUACCGCAUGGUACUGCAGCAGUGGGCGGACCGAAAGUUGCACAAAAUACUUUGGCGCGACGAUCGGAAUGAAAGUGUACGGAUCUUCCAGUUGAAUACCGUUACAUACGGCACAGCUUCAGCGCCAUAUCUGGCGACGAAAUGCCUCAAGCGGCUCGCAGAACUUGAUGGACAAAAGUAUCCCGAGGCAGCAAAAAUUCUGAGCAUGGAUUUCUAUGUGGACGAUAUGAUGACAGGCGUAGACAACGAAGAAGAAGGCGUCCAACUAUGCAGCGAUAUGCAGCAAUUACUAAAAGGUGGAGGAUUCAACUUGCGAAAAUGGAGCAGCAACUGUCCAGCCGUUCUGGAGAAAAUACCAGCAGAACUUCAAGACGUUCGUGCUUCGUUCGAGCUUGACGACUCAAGUGCUACCAUCAAAACUCUUGGGCUGAUUUGGGAGCCUAGGAUCGACGUUUUUCGCUUCAAGGUGCCAGAGUGGAACUCAUCGGUCAUCUGCAAGCGAUCAGUUAUCUCCGAUUUGGCUCGAAUUUUCGAUCCUCUCGGGCUAAUUGGAACUGUAACCGUUUCAGCCAAAAUAUUCGUCCAAAGUCUCUGGAAACUGAAGGUGUCUUGGGACGAACCUCUGCAAAACGAACUUCGGGAGCAAUGGGCCGAGUUUCGAAUAAGUCUGUCCAGGCUUGAAUUCCUGGAAAUCCCAAGGUGGAUCGCAUAUCGGAAAAACUGUCUUUCUGUGGAGCUUCAUGGUUUUUGCGAUGCUUCGACGAAGGCCUACGGGGCGUGCAUAUAUGUUCGGUGUACGCAUUCGGAUGGGACAAUCACCACUAAUUUGCUGGUAGCAAAGUCACGAGUCUCCCCGCUAGCAGAGCUGGGAAAGAAAAGGAAGCAGCUCACAAUUCCUCGGCUAGAGUUGUCCUCCGCUGUAUUGUUAGCUCAUCUCUACGAGAAAACAGUUGCAAGCAUUCCGGUUUCCUCCCAGUCAUAUUUCCACACCGACUCCAUGAUUGAUCUCGGAAGUGCAACACCUGACGAAAAAUGGUACGUGGAGACACGUAGCAGGAACGGAGAAUCCAGCGGAUGCACUUUCGCGCGGCAUUAUACCCGGAGAUCUACAAAAUCGCUGUGGUGGGAAGGUCCACCCUGGCUGAAACAAGAAAGGGAAUACUGGUUAGAAACCCAAGAAGUCAUAUUGGAGGUACUGGAUCGAUCGCACCUCGACGAAAGUUCUGCUGUAGUAUCCGUAGCUACAAUCUCACCACCAAGUGACAUCUUCAGCCUACGUUCCACAUUGUACCGGCUGGAAAAACUUGUUGCACUACUGCUGCGUUUUAAAUACAACACUCUCCAUGCACGCGGGUCAAUCUCCAAAAGGCUCGGUGCGGUGACACUCUCAGAGCGAGAGGACGCGCUACAGAAACUAGUGAAAUUGUCACAGCAUGAAUGUUUCUCCCAAGAAAUCGUCGACCUUGAAAGAAAGGGGGAAGUUCGCCCAACGUCUCGAAUCAAGACAUUACACCCACGUUUGAUUGAAGGCGUACUCCGAGUCGGCGGCCGGCUGGAAAAUGCCCCAAUCUCCAUGAAUCGGAAGCAUCCCAUACUGUUGGACAAAAAUCAUCCUCUGACAUUCAUGAUCAUGCGUCGUUUCCACUUUGAACAUCUUCACGCUGGACCUCAACUGUUGGUAGCCAGUGUACGCGAACAAUAUUGGCCUCUCAGCGCUCGAAGUCUUGCUCGUACGAUUGUGCACAGAUGCCUCACCUGUUUCCGUAAUAAGCCAGUCGUGCAGGAUCAAUUGAUGGGUGGAAAGAGUCACUCCAGCUCCACCUUUUCUCCGGGUUGGUGUUGA